AUGAUACAUGAAACAAAAAUGCUGCCUUCAUUAUCCACACUUCUAUCGGGCACCGAGAUUUCGUCUACUCCCGUGUCACCAAGCUUCAUCAAUCCAAGAACAAACUUUCAUCUGGAUGACCGCGGGGCCAUAAAGCUGCCUCCGCUAAACACCACUAUAAGUCGUCCAAGAUCUGUGGAAAGUGCCUUGAGACACACAGUCACUGCGCAGAACAAAACCAUCAAGCCCUCUGGUGACAAUCUGCUCAAGCACACGCAAUCAGACUCUGCCUUGUCGUCCCAACUGACUAGUUCACAAGAAACCGUCGAUGAAUCGCAAGAAAGCCUGCCAUUGACUCCGCUAAACAACAAAAAGAGAAAUUAUCCAGUUUCUUCAAAGAAAAACGAUAUAUUAACACCGCUCUCUGCAGUAAAGUCGAUCAUAAUCCCAUCCUCCUCCAAAGAUAAAAGACGUGCGUUUGCGUUCAUCACACAUUCUCAAGAGACCUUCCCCAAGAAGGAACCCAAGAUCGAUAAUGCUCCUCUAGCGCGCCGAAAGAGAAGAAGAACUUCGUUCCAGGAAUUGUCAAUCCUUCAGGCUGAAUUUGAGAAAUGUCCAGCCCCAACAAAGGAGAAAAGAAUUGAAUUGGCUGACCGUUGCCAUAUGACUGAAAAAGCCAUUCAAAUAUGGUUUCAAAACAAAAGACAAGCGGUCAAAAGGCAAAGAAUCGCCACUUCUAAAUCAACCACUAUAAUACAGACAAUAUCGCCGCCAUCCCCACCUCUGGAUGUCCAUGCCACACCAUUGGUAUCCGGGGUUAGGGUUGAGGUACUCCAUGAUGAAGAGUCGUCGUCGUCAUGUUCUUCGCCAUUGGAAAGCACGCCACCAAGACCCCGUCAUUCUUUAAAUAGGCGCUCAUCUACACCCAACACGAAAAGAAGCCAGGCUUUAACUUUCCACUUGAACCCACAGAAGAAAACACUGACUCCGGUGAAAACGUCUCCCAAUAGCAGAGUUAACAAAUUGAUCAAUAGUGUAGACCAUUCUCCAUCCAAAAUCAAACGCUACGUAAAUAACUCUUCUUCUUCCCCUAAAAGGAAAAGAAAGUUCGGGUUCAAAAUUGUCGAUCAACAACCGCUAAGAGACCUUGAUCCAAAUGCAUUCCAUGGUUGA
Molecule: messenger RNA, 1152 nt
Organism: Saccharomyces eubayanus
Lineage: Eukaryota; Fungi; Ascomycota; Saccharomycetes; Saccharomycetales; Saccharomycetaceae
Gene: YOX1
Product: Yox1p
Exons: 1
Coding region: 1-1152 (383 amino acids)
Biological process (GO): regulation of transcription by RNA polymerase II; cell differentiation
Molecular function (GO): DNA-binding transcription factor activity, RNA polymerase II-specific; RNA polymerase II cis-regulatory region sequence-specific DNA binding
Source: RefSeq, a predicted model, not a curated record